Cylindrotheca closterium is the source of this 273-nucleotide messenger RNA. The record is from the annotation of a GenBank genome assembly. Lineage: Eukaryota; Bacillariophyta; Bacillariophyceae; Bacillariales; Bacillariaceae.
AUGUAUACUGCAAGGCGCCAGGCGGAAGAGAAGUGCCGGGCCUUAGCUCCAGGUAAAGUUCCCUGGUCACCAAAAAUGCAGGGAUUCUGGGAUUGUAUGAGCCUGUGGAAGCUUCUGUUGAAAGGCAAGAAGGGUUGCCGUGUGAGUUCGCGCAAAGUUCGCCGGUUGAUGAAGAAGACAGAGUUGCCACAAGCUUGGGGGAAGCCAGAGGUCGAUCUGGAGGACUGCCUGAAGCAAGAGCGCUCCUUGUACAAGCAGGCCAAACACACCUAA